AUGAUGAAUACGAGGAAAGUGGCUCCUACUGAUUAUUACGAACGUCAUACGAUGCCUCGAAAAAUCAUCGUAAAGCGACCAGCACAACCAAAAACAAUAUCCUCCAAAGAUUUCGCUGUGACAUCGACGGCUAACACAACUACUGGAUCAGCAACAACAACUGUUAGUACAGCUACUACAUCAGCAUCAACAACUGUUGGCGCGGCUAGUACAUCAGUAUCAACAACUGUUAGUGCAGCUACUACAUCAGUAUCAACAACUGUUAGUGCGGCUAGUACAUCAGCAUCAACAACCGUUAGCACGACUAAUGCAGGUGAGUGA
Molecule: messenger RNA, 321 nt
Organism: Rotaria sordida
Lineage: Eukaryota; Metazoa; Rotifera; Eurotatoria; Philodinida; Philodinidae
Source: the annotation of a GenBank genome assembly